Molecule: messenger RNA, 3254 nt
Organism: Balaenoptera musculus (blue whale)
Lineage: Eukaryota; Metazoa; Chordata; Mammalia; Artiodactyla; Balaenopteridae
Gene: DPP10
Product: dipeptidyl peptidase like 10
Biological process (GO): proteolysis
Molecular function (GO): serine-type peptidase activity; dipeptidyl-peptidase activity
Source: RefSeq, a predicted model, not a curated record
AUGACAGCCAUGAAGCCGGAGCAGCAGCCCACCCCGGGGGCCAGGGCGAGCCAGGCUCAGUCGGCGGACCAGGAACUGGGAAGUAACAGCCCUCCACAGAGAAACUGGAAGGGAAUUGCUAUUGCCCUGCUGGUGAUUUUAGUUGUAUGCUCACUCAUCACUAUGUCAGUCAUCCUCUUAACCCCAGAUGAACUCACAAAUUCAUCAGAAACCAGAUUGUCUUUAGAAGACCUCUUCAGGAAAGAAUUUGUGCUCCAUGACCCAGAAGCUCGAUGGAUCAAUGAUACAGAUGUGGUGUAUAAAAGCGAGAACGGACAUGUCAUUAAACUGAAUAUAGAAACAAAUACUACUACAUUAUUAUUGGAAAACACAACUUUUGUAACCUUCAAAGCAUCAAGACAUUCAGUCUCACCAGAUUUAAAAUAUGUUCUUCUGGCAUAUGAUGUCAAACAGAUUUUUCAUUAUUCGUAUACUGCUUCAUAUGUGAUUUACAAUAUACACACUAGGGAAGUUUGGGAGUUAAAUCCUCCAGAAGUAGAGGACUCCAUCUUGCAGUACGCGGCCUGGGGCGUCCAAGGGCAGCAGCUGAUUUAUAUUUUUGAAAAUAAUAUCUACUAUCAACCUGAUAUAAAGAGUAGUUCAUUGCGACUGACAUCUUCUGGAAAAGAAGGAAUUAUUUUUAAUGGAAUUGCUGACUGGUUAUAUGAAGAGGAACUUCUGCAUUCUCACAUCGCCCACUGGUGGUCACCAGAUGGAGAAAGGCUUGCCUUCCUGAUGAUAAAUGAUUCCUUGGUGCCUAACAUGGUUAUCCCCCGGUUUACUGGAGCUUUGUAUCCCAAAGGAAAGAAGUAUCCAUAUCCUAAGGCAGGUCAAGUGAACCCGACAAUCAAAUUAUAUGUUGUAAACCUAUAUGGACCAACUCAUACUUUGGAACUCAUGCCACCUGAUAACUUUAAGUCAAGAGAAUACUAUAUCACUAUGGUUAAAUGGGUAAGCAAUACCAAGACGGUGGUCAGAUGGUUAAAUCGACCUCAGAACAUCUCCAUUCUCACAGUCUGUGAGACCACUACUGGUGCUUGUAGUAGAAAAUAUGAGAUGACAUCAGAUACAUGGCUAUCUAAACAGAACGAGGAGCCCGUGUUUUCUAGAGAUGGCAGCAAAUUCUUUAUGACAGUUCCUGUUAAGCAAGGGGGCCGUGGAGAAUAUAACCACAUAGCUAUGUUCCUCGUCCAGAGUAAAAGUGAGCAAAUUACCGUGCGGCAUCUGACAUCAGGAAACUGGGAAGUGAUAAAGAUCCUGGCAUACGAUGAAAUGACGCAAAAAAUUUACUUUCUGAGCACCGAGUCGUCUCCCAGAGGGAGGCAGCUGUACAGUGCUUCUACUGAAGGAUUAUUGAAUCGUCAAUGCAUUUCAUGUAACUUUAUGAAAGAACAAUGUACAUAUUUUGGUGCCAGUUUUAGUCCCAUGAAUCAACAUUUCUUAUUACUCUGUAAAGGUCCAGGGGUUCCAGUGGUCAGCCUACAUGGCACGGACAACCCAGCAAAAUAUUUUAUAUUGGAAAGCAAUUCUAUGCUGAAGGAAGCUAUCCUGAAGAAGAAGAUAGUAAAGUCAGAAAUUAAAACGCUUCAUAUUGAUGAUUAUGAACUUCCUUUACAGUUGUCCUUUCCCAAAGAUUUUACGGACCGAAACCAGUAUGCUCUUCUGUUAAUAAUGGAUGAAGAACCAGGAGGCCAGCUAGUUACAGAUAAGUUCCAUUUUGACUGGGAUUCAGUACUUGUUGACACGGGUAACGUCAUCACAGCACGUUUCGAUGGCAGAGGAAGUGGAUUCCAGGGCCUGAAAAUUUUGCAGGAGAUUCAUCGAAGGUUAGGCUCAGUGGAAAUAAAGGACCAAAUAGCAGCAGUGAAAUUUUUACUGAAACAGCCAUACAUUGACUCCAAAAGAUUAAGCAUUUUUGGAAAGGGGUAUGGUGGCUAUAUUGCAUCAAUGAUAUUAAAAUCAGAUGAAAACCUUUUUAAAUGUGGAUCAGUGAUUGCACCCAUUAUAGACUUGAAGUUGUAUGGUGACUGUUUCUCUGAAAGAUAUCGUAUGCCAUCUAAAGAAGAAAGCACAUACCAGGCUUCCAGUGUGCUACAUAAUAUUCAUGGCUUAAAAGAAGAAAAUAUAUUAAUAAUUCAUGGAACUGCUGACACAAAAGUUCAUUUCCAGCAUUCAGCAGAAUUAAUCAAACACCUAAUAAAAGCUGGAGUGAAUUAUACUAUGCAGGUCUACCCAGAUGAAGGCCAUGACGUGUCUGAGAAGAGCAAAUAUCAUCUCUACAGCACAGUCCUCAGAUUCUUCAGUGAUUGUUUAAAGGAAGAAAUACCCAUAUUACCACAGGAACCAGAAGAAGAUGAAUAAAGGACCCUAUUUAUAUAGAACUGAAGGGGAUAUUGAGGCUCAAUGAAACCUAACCAAGAGACUGUAAUAUUGUAGAUGCUCCAGAAUUUCAAGGGCAGCUUAAGGAGAUGACACUGGAACAGCACACUCAGAGACAAUGAACUAGAAUUUGAAUACAGAAGUCCAUGUCUACUGUGUUACCAAGGGUGCAGAACCUGUUUCUUUGUGUAAGAAAGGUCAAAGGGUUGGUUUCCUGGGAGAAAUUAGUUUUGCAUUAAAGUAGGAGUAGUGCAUGUUUUCUUCUGUUAUCCCCCUAUUGGUUCUGUAAUUAGUUGCUCUCAUUUUAAUUUCAAUGGCCACCGUCAUCUUUGCAUAUAAUGCACAACUUAUCAGUACUACAGUCCCUGAUCUUUGAUGUCUGAGCUGCAAUCUAACACUUUACUGUACCUUUAAAAUAAGUGCAAUUCCUUCAUUGUCUAUUAUUAUGCUUAAGAAAAGAUUCAGUUAAUAAAAACCAGAGUAUUUUAUGUAAUUUCUGUUUAUAAAAAGACAUUUUUAAAUGGGUCACAGAUCAUGUAGAAAUAUGGGUUUCAGCACCUUCCAAAGUUCAACCAGUUAUCAGUAGAUACGAUAUCUUUAAAUCAACACAUGAGGUAUGUCUCACAAUAUGUAUACACACGUGUGCAUAUGAAGUCAAUCUAUCUUUACAUGUAUUCAUGCUACAAAGGAUAAACUUUUGAGGAAUUAGAAGAAACGCUCUUUUACAGUCUGUAAUGGAUGCUUUGUUUAAUGAGCCAAAUAUGACGAAACUUUUUUUUCCAAUUCAAAUUCUAGCUGUUGUUUUCCUAUAAAUGUUUGGGUUGUGUUUGGUAUUG